Messenger RNA from Aureobasidium pullulans EXF-150, 1781 nucleotides. Its product is annotated as MFS hexose transporter. Gene Ontology annotation, biological process: carbohydrate transport; transmembrane transport. Gene Ontology annotation, cellular component: membrane. The record is from RefSeq and is a predicted model, not a curated record. The transcript is spliced from 2 exons. The coding region runs from base 135 to 1727 and encodes 530 amino acids. NCBI's taxonomy places the organism in Eukaryota, Fungi, Ascomycota, Dothideomycetes, Dothideales, Saccotheciaceae. Gene Ontology annotation, molecular function: carbohydrate:proton symporter activity.
CGACACACCGAGCAGACUGGUUUUGGUGCGUCCUGUAUGCAUCUGGAGACCUCCUGUCAUUAGACAACUGAAGCCUAGAGCUCAUUCAGCAUGUGUGCCUAUUGAUCGCGACGCGACGACUACCACUGCCUUCUAUGGCCGACUCUCCUAAAAUCAGCAUUAUCACGACCGACGAAACGGACGACAGCGGAAGCAACAGAGACAUCGAGGUGGGCAGCUCGCGUCCCCAGGCUCCUUCGGAGGCGACCAAACGACAUCCGCGCGAGUUAUUAUGGUGUAUCUACGCCAUAUUUGUACUGGUCCUGAGCAGUUUCGAUAAUCAGGCUGGCGGGGUCGUUCUUUCGAUCCCACAAUUUCGGAAAGACUUUGGCUCACCUUAUGAUGGCAAUUAUGUCUUGUCGGCCGAAUGGCAAUCUGCUUACAGCGGCGCACCGGUCCUCAGCUCGAUCGUUGGUCUACUAGUCUCUGGUUGGCUUGCGGACAAAAUUGGCAGGAAAUGGAUGUUCGCAAUUGGUUAUCUGAUUGUCUUCGUUUCCAUCACGAUCGAGACCUUGUCAACUUCAAACCUAGUCUUCUUUAUUGGCAAGUUUGUUGCUGGCUUUGCUAUAGGCGCCUUCACAACGACCGCUCUUACCUACCUAGGUGAAGUUGCUCCUCGUCCAGCGAGGGGCAUACUCACUGCAGCAGCCGGCAUGGCUUUGACAGUCGGUCCUUUCAUCGUGUCGAUUGUCGUUCGAGCUACAGGCGACGAACCAAAUCGGUGGGCCUACCGAUCAGUUUUCCUGGCCCAGUAUGGAUUCAGCGCGACAGGUGCCUUUCUUCUUCCAUGUAUGCCCGAGUCACCGUGGUGGCUGCUUAGUAAAGGCCGAAAACAUGAGGCUAGUGUUGCACUCUCUCAUUUCGGAUACACUGUCGACCAGGCACAGGAUUAUAUGACGGCUGCUAUUACAGCACUUGAUCACGCUAGAGAGGAAACCAAAGGUGCGACGUACCUUGAAUGCUUCCAGAAAACAAAUCUUCGACGGACCAUCAUUGCAGCGGCACCUCUAUCUAUUCAAGCUUUGAGUGGUCUGUUCUUUGUCUCAUCGUACUCGACUUAUUACCAGCAAUUGGCCGGGUACAACACCUCAACCACCUUCAGUCUCAACAUUGUUCAAAACAUACUUGCCAUGACGGGAAAUGCUUGCUCUUGGUUCUUGAUCGACCGGGUCGGUCGGAGGCCUUUGUCUUGCUAUGGCAUGUUACUUUUGACUGUUUUGCUCUUGCUCACAGGAGGGCUUGCUUGCAUCGGGACCAAGUCGGCCACAAAAGGGACAGUAGGCUUACUUCUGUUGUACAACUGGCUCUAUUCGAUCACGAUUGGAGCUACUGCCUAUCCUAUUUUGAUCGAAACACCCACAAGUCGAUUACGCACCAAGACAGCCGCAAUUGGACUGACGCUUCAAAACGGGCUCUUUGCAAUGUGGGCUUUUGUGAUCCCAUAUCUGUUCAACCCCGAUCAAGCAAAUCUUGGAGCUCGAGUUGCCUUUAUAUUUGGUGCUUUCGCAGUCGUGUCGACGAUUUAUCUAUGGUCGUGUCAGCCAGAAACUUCAGGCCGGUCAUUUGCAGAAUUGGAUGAGAUGUUUGUCAAGAAAGUGCCAGCACGGGGUUUUAAGGUGUACAAAACAGAAGCCGAGAAUGGUCUUCGUUUGAGCGUUCUCGCAGGUUAUAACGCGCCCAUGCCAUAAUAGCGAAUUUACGAUUAAAUGACCCAUACUCUGUUGAAUGUCGAUAAACCUGAC